CAGUGCACCACACAAUAUUGUGCAGAACCAGGAAGAAGGUCAAAUUUCAGGUCAGCCGAGUUCGAGCUUUGUUACUUCGAGUACAGCAGUACGGUUGCCAUUUGCCAGUGGAGAUGUUCAACCUAGAUUUGACUUCACCAUGAUCGUCGCUCAACUUAUGUCCGUAGUCAGCAGUUUGAAUGUUCAGACGGUAGUCCUAUUUGUGGUGGUACUGUUGUUGACUAUCGCCUGGAUCCGUCACCGUCAGCGACCACAGAACCUACCGCCCGGCCCACUAGCAUGGCCCGUUAUCGGUAACGCUGGUGAGUUACUGAGGGGCCGACAACUGCACCAUGUACUCGAUGGCUGGGCGAGACAGUAUGGGAGCGUCGUGAAGGUUUGGUUAGGACCCCGUCUGACAAUUGUGCUGAGUAGCUUCGAAGUGGUCAAAGAGGCUCUCAUCAAACAAGCAGAUUGCUUCUCAGAUCGAAUGGUACAAGCUGAAUCUAAACACACGAGAGGAAGCAUUGUCAUGUCAAACGGAGAUAACUGGAAGGAGCGACGACGCUUUGGGCUGAGCGCCAUGCGAACUCUGGGCAUGGGCAAGAGAAGCGUGGAGCACAAGAUCACUGAAGAGGCUCGCCAUCUCCUCGAGUGUUUUGACGGCGAAGGGGAGAAGCCCUUCGACCCCGAGCACGCCAUCCUGAACGCCGUGUCGAACAUCAUCUGCCUGAUCAGUUUCGGCUACCGCUUCGAGUACACAGACCCCAAGUUCGCUUACCUCAUCAAGAGCGUCAAGACCACCCUGGUGGCCGCGUCAUUUGCCAAUUUUGGCCUGUUUUCCUUUUUUCGCAGGACGGCUACGGAUACACGUGAUCGCAUUGAGAGUGUCAAGACCUUCAUACAAGAGGUUGUUAAGGACCAUCAGGAGUCAUUUGAUGCCAAUGACAUCCGUGACAUCAUCGACAUGUACAUGGUGGAAAUCGAGCAACAGGAAAAGAGCGGGAAAGAUGUUGCUGAAGACAGCGCGUUCUGUAAAACCACAAUGUGGAAGGGCAUCUAUGACCUAUUCGUGGCAGGAACGGAUACCACGACGAACACGCUGAUGUGGCUGAUGUUGUACAUUGCUAUGAAUCAAGAUGUGCAGGAAAAGGUACAGAAAGAAAUCGAUGACGUCAUCGGUGGUGACCGUCAGCCAACCAUAGAGGAUCGUGCCAACAUGCCGUAUACCAACGCCGUACUGUGGGAGAUACUACGUAUACGACCUGUAACUCCCUUCGGAGUACCCCACAGGACCCAUUAUGAGACUGAAUUUCUGGGCUACACGAUCCCUGCAAACACAAUGGUCUUUGUCAAUCACUGGACCAUUUUCCAUGAUCCGAAAUCCUGGAAAGACCCAGAGAAGUUUGAUCCCACCAGGUUCCUGUCCAAAGACGGCAAGACUGUGGAGAAACCAGAGGUUUUCAUGCCGUUCAGUCUUGGUCGGCGUGUUUGCAUGGGAGAGACUCUGGCUAAGAUGGAGCUGUUUCUCUUCUUUGUCAACCUCCUUCAGCGAUUCACCUACUCCUUGCCUGCCAACAAACCACGCCCCUCUCUGGAGGGAAUCGUUGGGGUUACUCUAGGACCGACGCCCUUCGAGGUGGUGGCUAAACGGCGCUAAGUUGAAGUUCAAGAAAGAGCCGACAACCUGUUUAGGGGAGUUGUGAAAACACUAACCUAUAUUGUCUGCGAUAUGCACUAUGUUUGCUAUUAAUGUAAUUGUUAAAUAAGGAUUAACUUCUUUGGCAAUUAAGAAGGAAAUAUUUUGAAUCAAAACAGGAAUCAACUCCACAAAUUAUCCUCAAGAUAUGUUCGACUGAUUUAUUUGUAAUUUACAAUUACAUGUACAGAGAUAAUUGAUUAGUCUUGGAAACGCGAAGUUGACUUGAUGGUGUUCUACCUUAGUGACCAAGUAUUGUACGAUUUUAAAUAGUUUGUGCUUCAAAAUGUUUGCCCGCCAGGCAAAUGUCAUGGAUUUGACUCAAGGAUCUAAGACUGGGCCAGAAAAAUGGGCUAUAAUUAUAUGGCUAAUGGGUUUUAACAUAACGGGCGAUGUGCAAACCUGCUCUAUCUACAGAGUUAACCUGUGUGACAAAUAAACAAAACCGUCGAAACAGUACAUGAAACAGCCGUCGAGACGAUGCAUGAAAAAGUAGAAGAUGCCUCGACACACUCACGUGGUGAAACCUUUCACACAGAAUUUUCUCGAUAAAUGCAGCUAUUCAAAAAAGAAAUGCCCAAAUUUUAUGGCAGAUUUUGAUCACAGUUGAAGUCCAGACACAGCCCACAUGUUCUAUGAGCAUAGUUUCUGAGUAUGAUGAUAU
Molecule: messenger RNA, 2342 nt
Organism: Patiria miniata (bat star)
Lineage: Eukaryota; Metazoa; Echinodermata; Asteroidea; Valvatida; Asterinidae
Product: cytochrome P450 2U1-like
Exons: 6
Coding region: 140-1639 (499 amino acids)
Biological process (GO): xenobiotic metabolic process
Cellular component (GO): intracellular membrane-bounded organelle; cytoplasm
Molecular function (GO): oxidoreductase activity, acting on paired donors, with incorporation or reduction of molecular oxygen, reduced flavin or flavoprotein as one donor, and incorporation of one atom of oxygen; heme binding; iron ion binding
Source: RefSeq, a predicted model, not a curated record